UUGUUCCUGUUGGUGGUUUUGCAUUGCUUCCAUCACUCACAGCAAUCCCAGUCCCAGUCCCAAUGGCUGAGCCUUAUGGAAAUCCAGAAGCUUCUAAACUACCCAUCAGCUUUAAGUAGCUUCAAGUACAGCAGAAAAGGUAGAGGCCUCUGCAGCAUUGAACCAACCCCAUCUUUGACUCUAGCAUGCUAUCAAGGCAUAAUAACCCAGCUUCACAUCACUGGCAACAAUGGGUUUCCUCCACUGCCUAAUGAUUUCUCAUCCCACUCUUUCUUUGCAAGUAUUGCUCAGUUACCAAGCUUGAAAGUUCUUUCUUUGACUAACCUUGGUUUAUGGGGUCCAAUCCCUCCCACUAUUGCUCACUUAUCUUCUCUGGAGAUACUCAAUGUCAGUACAAACUACUUGAGUGGAAACAUUUCUCUUCAAAUUUCAUCCCUCAGAAACCUUCAGACACUUAUACUCGACCAGAACAAGUUCACUGGUCAAGUCCCAGCUUGGUUAAGCUCCCUGCCAGUCUUGUCUGUUUUAAGUUUGAAGAACAAUUUGCUUAAUGGGUCUCUUCCAUAUUCUUUCUCAUCUUUGCAGACACUCAGAGUUGUCUCUCUCUCCCACAACUACUUGUCUGGGGAAGUCCCUGAUCUUACCAACUUGACAAACCUGCAAGUUCUUGAUUUGGAAGACAACUAUUUCGGGCCACAUUUUCCUAGUUUGCCUAACAAACUAGUCACACUUGUGCUCAGGAAGAACAAGUUUCGUUUGGGAAUCCAGACCACUUUAGACUCCUCUUCCUCUUCCUGGUUUCAGCUUCAAAAGCUUGACAUCUCGUUGAAUGAAUUUGUAGGACCGUUUGUGCCAUCAUUGUUGUCUCUGCCUUCGAUUAAUUAUCUCGAUAUUGGUGGCAACAAGUUCAAUGGAGUACUCUUCAAGAACAUUUCUUGCAAUGCUGAGCUUGCUUUUGUCAAUUUGUCCUCAAAUCUCUUGACAGGGGAGUUGCCCUCUUGUCUUAAAAAGAGCAGGAUUUCUCUGUAUACUCAGAAUUGCUUAGCAAAUGAAGAUCAGGAGCAGCACCCUUCUAGCUUGUGCCAUAAUGAAGCUCUGGCUGUGCGAAUACCGCCUAGUAAGGAAGAGCAUAAGAGACAUUAUGCUAAGCAAGUAAUUUCAUUAAGUGCAGUGGGGGGUAUUGUUGGUGCAAUUGCUGUUGUUGGUCUAGUUUUCGUGGCAGUUAAGAGGUCCUUCGGCGACCAACACCAACCUACUACAAGGUUCAUUACAGACACUGCCUCUGCAGUGAACACAGCCAAGCUCCUCUCAGAUGCAAAAUACAUAUCAGAAACAAUGAAGAUGGGCGCUAGCAUUCCUGCUUAUAGAACUUUUGCUUUGGAGGAGCUCAAGGAAGCUACCAAUAACUUUGAUGAUUCAACACUACUGGGUAAAGAUUCAGAUGGACAGAUUUAUAGAGGGAAACUCUGUGAUGGAACACUUGUGGCUAUAAGAGGCUUGAAAAUGAGAAAGAGGCAUAAUCCGCAGGUCUAUACGCACCUUAUAGAGCUGAUUUCAAAACUGAGACAUGGCCAUUUGGUUAGUGCUCUUGGACAUUGCUUGGAGUUGCAUCCAGACGAUUCAAGCGUCAGUAGACUAUUUCUCAUAUCUGAGUUUGUUCCAAAUGGAACGCUACGAGGCUGCAUCUCUGAAGCACCUCCAGGACGAAAGCUUAAUUGGGCACAAAGAAUAGUGGCUGCAAUAGGAGUCGCAAAGGGCAUUCAGUUUCUGCAUACAGGGAUUGUUCCUGGUGUGAAAUCAAUUAAUCUAAAGAUUAAAAAUGUCUUGAUGGAUCAUGGUCUUCAUGUAAAAAUAAGCAAUUAUAGCCUUGCUCUUUUAGCUGAAAACAGGGGAGUGGUGGGGACUUUAGCUGCUUCUUCCUCAUCAAAAGGAAGCUUUCAGGCAAGGGUGGAACAUGAGUGCAAGAACGAUGUUUAUGACUUUGGAGUAAUCUUGCUAGAAAUUAUUUUGGGGAGGCCCAUCAUGUUCCAGAAUGAAGUUGGUGUCUUGAAAGACCUUCUACGAGUAAGUUUAACCACCGACGACAUAGCUCGAAGAAACAUUGUUGAUCCAGCGGUGCAUAAGGAGUGUUCAGAUGAAUCACUGAAGACAAUGAUGGAGAUAUGUGUGAGGUGUCUGUCCAAUGAGCCGACUGAUAGGCCUUCAGUGGAAGACAUUCUUUGGAAUUUGCAGUUUGCAGCACAACUCCAGGAUUCAACAUCCCAUCUGGACUCCCCUGUCUCAUCAUCCCAUUCCCAACAAGUCUAGAGUAUCUAGAUAACUUUAGCUAGACUUCGUUACCUAUGCCAGCAUGGAUUACUUAUUUUAUCUAAGCAGUGGGUUGUUGUAUGUACUCUACCAUAACCAUAGGAUACAAAAUAGAUGUAUAAGCUUCUAUACAGGUCCAUAAUAUUCGUUUGCUUUUACCAUUUUGUUUUGGUAG
Fragaria vesca subsp. vesca is the source of this 2482-nucleotide messenger RNA. RefSeq names its product probable inactive leucine-rich repeat receptor-like protein kinase At3g03770-like. Gene Ontology annotation, molecular function: ATP binding; protein binding; protein kinase activity. Bases 76 to 2307 code for a protein of 743 amino acids. The transcript has 7 exons. The record is from RefSeq and is a predicted model, not a curated record. Lineage: Eukaryota; Viridiplantae; Streptophyta; Magnoliopsida; Rosales; Rosaceae. Gene Ontology annotation, biological process: protein phosphorylation.